Messenger RNA from Triticum turgidum subsp. durum (durum wheat), 603 nucleotides. NCBI's taxonomy places the organism in Eukaryota, Viridiplantae, Streptophyta, Magnoliopsida, Poales, Poaceae. The record is from the annotation of a GenBank genome assembly.
AUGAUAGCAGCAAUGGCGGGUAUCGACUUGUCUGGAAACUUUCUAUCACAGGAGAUCCCGAAAGGGCUCACAACCCUUGUUGGACUCAGGUACCUGAACUUAUCAGGAAAUCAUCUGUCAGGCUAUAUUCCUGAAGACAUUGGCAAUCUGGUACUGCUGGAAUCCUUGGACCUUUCUCGGAACCAACUUAGGGGAGAAAUUCCUCAAGGCUUUGCAGAUUUGAGGAGCAUAAGCGCUCUGAACCUCUCAACCAACAUGUUAUCAGGGAGGAUACCUAUGGGUGAUCAGCUGCGGACACUCGUUGACCAGUCAAUAUACAGCAAUAAUCCUGGGCUAUGCGGGUUUCCGUUGGAAGACUGCAAAAACUCGCCGACACCGACACAAACUGAAACAAGCCUGGAUGAAGAUAAAGAGACAUUGUGGUUGUAUUGCUUCGUGGCUGCUGGGUUCAUCUUUGGGUUCUGGCUGUACUGGGGCAUCUUCUUAUUUCGCGGCGAGACAUGGAGGUAUUUAUUCUAUCAGUAUGUGGACAACAUGCAAGGCAAGGUAACCAAGAAAGUAUACAGCUGCAUUUCACGCUUCCAGGUCAAAGGGCCUGAAUGA